Colletotrichum karsti is the source of this 1473-nucleotide messenger RNA. RefSeq lists its product as uncharacterized. Bases 1 to 1473 code for a protein of 490 amino acids. NCBI's taxonomy places the organism in Eukaryota, Fungi, Ascomycota, Sordariomycetes, Glomerellales, Glomerellaceae. Gene Ontology annotation, molecular function: protein binding; nucleosome binding. Gene Ontology annotation, cellular component: ESC/E(Z) complex. Gene Ontology annotation, biological process: negative regulation of transcription by RNA polymerase II. The transcript is spliced from 10 exons. The record is from RefSeq and is a predicted model, not a curated record.
AUGGCCCCCACAGUCCCAUCGACUCCUUUUGACUUUCCGAGACUGAGAGUCUCAGUUCAUCUCGACGAUGAUACCAGAUAUCUUUCUCAGGAUGACGCUGUUGCAGAGUUCUUCGAUGUCAAAUUCUGCCCGUACCAGCCGCUGAACGCGAAACCCAUCUUCGCGGCGGUGAGCAAAAAGCAUAUCGUUGUCUGCCGCCUCACAGAAACCAUUGAUGACUCACACCCAUGUGAAAUCAUCAGCCUAAUUCGGGAUGACGAUCUCGCCGCAAGGAACUACUAUUGUACCUGGACUCGAGAUGCAGCAACUGGUAAACCACUGCUGUGCUACGGCGGCGAAGAUGCCAAAAUCAAAGUCUACGACAUCAUUGACCAAAAACUCGUGAACUGUCUAGUUGGCCAUGGAGGAGAAAUCUGUGACGUGGUUACGUCGCCCAGAGACCCUCUAAUCAUUGCCUCAUGCUCCGACGAUACGACAGUCCGUAUAUGGAGCUUGGACCCGAAGCACGAGAAGCAGCCUUGCCUAUGUAUUCUCGGUGGUGAGGGGCAUUACUGGAAUCUCCUUACGCUCGCUUGGCAUGAUACUGGCAGGUACAUACUGUCGGCCGGCCACGACCAAAUCAUCAACCUAUGGACAGUGCCGGACCUUCCGACCGAACCGACUGAUCGCCCCGUAGAGGUUCACUACCCUCACUUUUCGACGUCUGAAGUGCACAGCAGUCUUGUGGAUUGUGUUGCCUUCUUCGGUGACUAUAUCCUCUCUCGAGCCUGUCACGAUGAUGUAAUCGUCCUUUGGAAAAUCGAGGGCUUCUCGUCCCAAGACGACCCCCUGCCGCAAUCUAUGGCUCCCACUACCAUCAACCCAGCUAACCUCACCCGUUCCGCCUUCAACCCAGGCGUCUCGGCCGAGUGCCCUGCGCCCUACACCCGUCUGAUGGAGUUUGCCACCCCCGGCUGUGGCCCGCAGUUCUUCAUGCGCUUCAAGUUGCACUUUGUCCCGGAGCAGAACCCAGUUCUCGCUUUCUGCAAUGCCAACGGCAAGAUAUUCUUCUGGGACUUUGAGCAAAUCACGGGCUUCUACGACCACGUGAAGGAAGUGGAGAGGAAAGACCCCAACGCGCCGAUGACGAAACCGGGUUGGCUCAACGCCGUCAAUCACCGAAUCAACAGUGGCACCAAGACAGAGCCGACGGUCAGAGAACGAAAGGCAGCGGGAAAAGCCCAUACAGAACUGGAGCGGAUCCCUGCUUUCGCCAACACAUACAAUAAGGAGACUUUGUCCAAAUGGGGCGAGAUGUAUAGUGUUGGAAACCCCCAGACUCCUCUGAAAGCUCACAAAGUUGAGAUCUCUGGCGCUUCGACAUUUGUUGGUAGACAGGUGGCGUGGAGCCUGGAUGGCAAAUGGUGUGUCGUGGUGGGCAGUUCCAAUUUCGCGCUGGUGAUGCAGAGAUGGCCGCCCAAACGCGAAACAUAA